Molecule: messenger RNA, 306 nt
Organism: Knipowitschia caucasica
Lineage: Eukaryota; Metazoa; Chordata; Actinopteri; Gobiiformes; Gobiidae
Source: the annotation of a GenBank genome assembly
AUGACGCACAGCAGGAGGCCCAGCAGGAGGCCCAGCAGGAGUCCCAGCAGGAGGCCCAGCAGGAGGCCCAGCAGGAGGCCCAGCAGGAGGCCCAGCAGGAGGCCCAGCAGGAGUCCCAGCAGGAGGCCCAGCAGGAGGCCCAGCAGGAGGCCCUGCAGGAGGCCAAAGCAGGAGGCCCAGCAGCAGGCCCAGCAGGAGGCCCAGCAGCAGGCCCAGCAGGAGGCCCAGCAGGAGGCCCAGCAGGAGGCCCAGCAGGAGGCCCAGCAGGAGGCGCAGCAGGAGGCCAAAGCAGAAACACAACAGUAA